Messenger RNA from Penicillium griseofulvum, 531 nucleotides. RefSeq names its product Ethanolamine utilization EutQ. NCBI's taxonomy places the organism in Eukaryota, Fungi, Ascomycota, Eurotiomycetes, Eurotiales, Aspergillaceae. The transcript has 4 exons. The record is from RefSeq and is a predicted model, not a curated record. Bases 1 to 531 code for a protein of 176 amino acids.
AUGGCAAAUAGCACGCGAUUCUUCGUCAAUUGGCAUAGUCCACGGCUGGCUAACGGCUCCCGACCCGGCAUUUCUCCACCUUCGGGCGAUGCACCCGAGUGUUCCCCUCAUAAAAGCAUGUCUAGCAACAUCGUCCCCCUUACCGUCAUCAAAGGCGCCGGCCAUGAGUUUAUACCUCUCCCCAAGGGCGAGAACGCAACCACUGCCGACUUCCACUCUAUCCGCACCAAGACUGAAUCCCCUGCACACUUCACUUCGGGAUUCUACAAAAUAGAGGCUGGGCCUGAAAGACCCGCGAGCUACAAUUUUGAGGAGACAAAAUAUGUCCUCAAUGGCCAAAUUGAUGUUUUGGACGAGGCUACCGGGAUCACCCAUCACCUAGUCCAGGGAGACUUUGCUUUUUUCCAUGUUGGAUCUAAGGUCAAGUUCUCGACUAAGUCUCAAGGCCUUGCCUUCUAUGCUGUUACUCGACCUAUUCGAUCCCCUCACCCUAAUCUUAAAGAUCGAGAGGAGGGCAAGGCUAGAUUGUAA